GCCCAGGCGGCGCGGCCGUUGGCGGCGAUCGCGUCUGCGCCUGCGCGGCGGGCCCCGCACCCCUCCUCCCCCCUGGGCGCCCCCCGGCGGCGUGUGAAUGGCGGCUUCGGCGGCGGCGGCCUCCGCGGCCACGGCGGCCUCGGCCAGCCCAGGCCCGGGCGAGGGCUCGGCGGGCGGCGAGAAGCGCGCCUCCGCCUCCGCCUCCUCGGCGGCGGCGGCUGCCUCUGCAGCGGCCUCGGCCUCGGCGUCGUCGCCCGCAGCGGGCGGCGGGGAGGCGCUGGAGCUUCUGGAGCACUGCGGCGUGUGCCGGGAGCGCCUGCGGCCCGAGCGGGAGCCGCGCCUGCUGCCCUGCUUGCACUCGGCCUGCAACGCCUGUCUCGGGCCCGCUGCGCCCACCUCCGCCAACAGCUCGGGGGACGGUGGUGCGGCAGGCGACGGCGCGGUGGUGGACUGCCCCGUGUGCAAGCAGCAGUGUUUCUCCAAAGACAUUGUGGAGAACUACUUUAUGCGUGACAGUGGCAACAAGGCCGCCACCGACGCCCAGGACGCAAACCAGUGCUGCACUAGCUGUGAGGAUAACGCGCCGGCCACCAGCUAUUGCGUGGAGUGCUCUGAGCCCCUGUGCGAGACAUGCGUGGAGGCGCACCAGCGGGUGAAGUACACCAAGGACCACACCGUGCGCUCCACCGGGCCAGCCAAGUCACGGGACGGUGAGCGCACUGUCUACUGCAACGUGCACAAGCACGAGCCCCUUGUGCUGUUCUGUGAGAGCUGCGACACCCUCACCUGCCGGGACUGCCAGCUCAAUGCCCACAAGGACCACCAGUACCAGUUCCUGGAGGAUGCAGUGAGGAACCAGCGCAAGCUCCUGGCUUCACUGGUGAAGCGCCUGGGGGACAAGCACGCGACGCUGCAGAAGAGCACCAAGGAGGUUCGCAGCUCGAUCCGCCAGGUGUCUGACGUGCAGAAGCGUGUGCAGGUGGAUGUCAAGAUGGCCAUCCUGCAGAUCAUGAAGGAGCUGAAUAAACGGGGCCGCGUGCUGGUCAACGACGCCCAGAAGGUGACCGAGGGUCAGCAGGAGCGGUUGGAACGGCAGCACUGGACCAUGACCAAGAUCCAGAAGCACCAGGAGCACAUUCUGCGCUUCGCCUCAUGGGCCCUGGAGAGUGACAACAACACUGCCCUGUUACUCUCCAAGAAGCUGAUCUACUUCCAGCUGCAUCGUGCGCUCAAGAUGAUUGUGGACCCUGUGGAGCCGCACGGCGAGAUGAAGUUCCAGUGGGACCUCAAUGCCUGGACCAAGAGUGCUGAGGCCUUCGGCAAGAUUGUGGCAGAGCGUCCUGGCACCAACUCGACUGGCCCUUCACCCAUGGCUCCCCCACGGGCACCUGGGCCCCUGAGCAAGCAGGGUGCUAGUAGCAGCCAGUCCAUGGAGGUGCAGGAAGGCUACGGUUUCGGGUCAGAUGACCCCUACUCCAGUGCAGAGCCCCACGUGUCGGGUGUGAAGCGGUCCCGCUCAGGUGAGGGCGAAGUGAGCGGCCUCAUGCGUAAGGUGCCACGGGUGAGCCUCGAGCGCCUGGACCUGGACCUGACAGCUGACAGCCAGCCACCCGUCUUCAAGGUGUUCCCAGGUAGCACCACCGAGGACUACAAUCUGAUUGUCAUCGAGCGUGGUGGCGCUGCGGCUGCUGCUGGCCCACCUGGGACUGCACCCCCUGGCGCCCCUGGGGCUCCGCCCCUCCCUGGUAUGGCCAUUGUCAAGGAAGAAGAGACUGAGGCUGCCAUUGGAGCCCCCCCUGCUGCCACCGAGGGCCCUGAAACCAAGCCUGUGCUGAUGCCCCUGACAGAGGGUCCUGGCGCUGAGGGCCCCCGCCUGGCUUCACCCAGUGGCAGCACCAGCUCGGGUCUGGAAGUGGUGGCUCCUGAGGGCGCCUCGGCCCCAGCUGGUGGCCCGGGCACCCUGGAUGAUAGCGCCACCAUCUGUCGUGUCUGCCAGAAACCAGGCGACCUGGUCAUGUGCAACCAGUGCGAGUUCUGCUUCCACCUGGACUGCCACCUGCCAGCCCUGCAGGACGUGCCAGGGGAGGAGUGGAGCUGCUCGCUCUGCCACGUGCUCCCGGACCUAAAGGAGGAGGAUGGCAGCCUCAGCCUGGAUGGGGCUGAUAGUGCUGGUGUGGUGGCCAAGCUCUCGCCAACCAACCAGCGGAAGUGUGAGCGUGUCCUGCUGGCCUUGUUCUGCCACGAGCCUUGCCGUCCCCUGCACCAGCUGGCCACUGACUCCACUUUCACCCUGGACCAGCCCGGUGGUACCCUGGACUUGACGCUGAUCCGUGCUCGCCUCCAGGAGAAGUUGUCCCCCCCUUACAGCUCCCCCCAGGAGUUUGCGCAGGACGUGGGCCGCAUGUUCAAACAGUUCAAUAAGCUGACAGAGGACAAGGCGGACGUGCAGUCCAUCAUCGGUCUGCAGCGCUUCUUCGAGACACGCAUGAACGAGGCCUUUGGUGACACCAAGUUCUCAGCAGUGCUGGUGGAGCCUCCACCUCUGAGCCUGCCGGGAGCUGGCUUGGGGGCCCCAGAGCUGCCUGGUGGUCCCAGUGAUGGCCUCUGAGGCUGGGGCCCCCAUGGCCAGCUUGGCCUGGCUCUUCUCUGUCCUGUCUCCCCCUUCCGGUGGCCUGGCUUCCACUCCCUGGUGGCCCUGUACCCCAGCCCCUCACGAUAUGGUUUUUACUUCUGUGGAUUUAAUAAAAACUUCACCAGUUUC
This is a messenger RNA of Choloepus didactylus (southern two-toed sloth), 2761 nucleotides long. RefSeq names its product tripartite motif containing 28 (gene TRIM28). Gene Ontology annotation, molecular function: transcription corepressor activity; protein binding; zinc ion binding. The record is from RefSeq and is a predicted model, not a curated record. The coding region runs from base 98 to 2608 and encodes 836 amino acids. NCBI's taxonomy places the organism in Eukaryota, Metazoa, Chordata, Mammalia, Pilosa, Megalonychidae. The transcript is spliced from 17 exons.